Prorocentrum cordatum is the source of this 1703-nucleotide messenger RNA. The record is from the annotation of a GenBank genome assembly. NCBI's taxonomy places the organism in Eukaryota, Dinophyceae, Prorocentrales, Prorocentraceae.
CUCACUUCCUGCCCCUUCUGAUGCUACAGUGCGGCAUCCCAGUGCGCUCUCGAGUCAACGUGUGAACAAUCGGGACGACCACUCCGCAUCGCCCUGUGUGUUUAGGCUUAAGCUUCCACGACUGGACGCAGGUCUUGAAGCAGGCGCGAGCGCCCCUCUUGCCUCUGUAAACCAGCCCCCCGCGCCGACACGAUGGGCUCCGCCGACACGGACGCCGCGAGCCUCUUCGACGCGCUCGCGUUCACCGUGGAUGACCUCCACCCCGUGCGCUUGGUCCGCAUGACGUGGUUGCUGCAGCAGCGCGGCACCGUCCUGAAGAGGCGCCAGGAGCUGCCGGAGGAGGCCUUCGUGUCCGCGGACGAGUUGCGGGCCGUGUGGGAGGCCGGCGGGCGAGGAGGGAAAGACCAGGUGGCGCCGAUCAUCACCAUCUCGUACUGCUGGGACGCGCGCGAGCAUCCCGACCCCAAUGGGGUGCAGCUGAGUUUGGUGAUUGACACCCUGGAGACAGAGCGCCACAAGUACUCCACAGCCAAAGGUGACUUCAAGGGGUUCAGCGAGAUGGGGAUAUUCUGGGACUGGCCCUCGCUGCUGCAGGGAGACCCGAUCAAGGCCGAGGAGGCGAAGGCCGCCGCCCUGCGGCAGGGCAAGACCGAGAAGGACGCGCAGGAGGCCGCGGACAAGGCCAAGCGGACCCCCGCCGAGAAAGCCGCCUUCAAGCACGGGCUGGAGGAGACAAUGGACCUCUGGUACGCCCACCAGGCCACCACCGUGCUCCUGCUCACCCAGCACCCCCGCGAGCGGGGCAGCGCGCGCAAGGAGGGCUACGACCAGUCCGGCUGGACGACGUACGAGCGCUGCUCCACGGAGCAGAUCAAGCAGGUCUGGCGCUGGGAGGCAGAGUGGGCCGCCGUGGCCGACCUGGGGCAGGGGGCGCGGGCGAAGGCGGCCGGGAGGAGGUGGCCGGUGGGCCCGGACGAGUUCGACCGGCUCAUCGAAGACAUGCACUUCACCAACGGCGCGGACAAGAAGGCGGUGAAGGCGCUCUUCCGCCGGAUGAGCCGCGCGCAGUUGGGCGGCGUGACGAGGCUGGACUUCGACGGGAUGCCACCCCCGACCCCCGAGCAGGCCGCGGGGCUCGCCAGCUGCCUGCGGCUGUGCGCCCGCCUGCAGAAGCUGGACCUGCGAGGAUGCGAGAUCGGCGACGGGGGCGCGCGGGCCCUGGCGGGGGCGCUGCCCUCCCUGCCCGGCCUGCAGGAGCCGCGCCUGGGCGGCAACAGAGGCGAUGCGAUUACGAUUUCCCGACGGGGGCGCGCUGCCCUCCCCUGCCCGGCCUGCAGGAGCUGUGGCUGGGCAGCAACAGCAUCGGCGCCGAGGGCGCGCGGGCCCUGGCGGGGGCGCUGCCCUCCCUGCCCAGCCUGCAGCGGCUGGACCUGGGCGACAACAGCAUCGGCGCCGAGGGCGCGCGGGCCCUGGCGGGGGCGCUGCCCUCCCUGCCCGGCCUGCAGAAGCUGUCGCUGGGCGACAACAGCAUCGGCGACGAGGGCGCGCGGGCCCUGGCGGGGGCGCUGCCCUCCCUGCCCAGCCUGCAGGAGCUGCGCCUGGGCGGCAACAGAGCAUCGGCGCGGGGCGCGCCGGGGCCCUGGCCGGGGGGCGCUGCCCCCUCCCUGCCCCGUCCUCAGGCCUGCGCCUGGGCGGCAACAGAG